Molecule: messenger RNA, 1014 nt
Organism: Nothobranchius furzeri (turquoise killifish)
Lineage: Eukaryota; Metazoa; Chordata; Actinopteri; Cyprinodontiformes; Nothobranchiidae
Source: RefSeq, a predicted model, not a curated record
UGAGGUAUAAAUGCAGAAAUAAGUUCAGCGUCAUCCAGUCUGGUCGUAGGCAGGACUGAGUCAGCCAGAUAAUGAUCGCCAUCGUUUUUGUGCUCCUGGGAGCUGCAGCUGCAGCACCUGUGGACGACAGAAUUGUGGGAGGCUACCAGUGCAAAGCCCACUCUCAACCCUGGCAGGUGUCCCUGAACAUCGGCUACCACUUCUGUGGCGGCUCCCUCAUUAAUGACCAGUGGAUCAUCUCUGCUGCCCAUUGCUGGCAAAACCCUUUUUCACAGAUUGCCAUCUUGGGUGACAACCACAUCUGGAUGCACGAAGGCACUGAGCAGUACAUGUCAGUGGAUGCCAUCUACUGGCACGCCAGUUACGACUACACCACCCUGGACUAUGACAUCAUGCUGAUGAAGCUGGCUCAUCCUGUCACUCUGAACAAUCAUGUCAAACCCAUCCCUCUUCCCAAAGCCUGUCCUACACCAGGGGACAUGUGCACGGUAUCUGGAUGGGGGAACAUUUAUUCUGAUGAUGUGUUCAACCCAUUUUACCUUCAGUGUGUGGAGGUUCCCAUCUUGUCCCAUAAGGACUGUGAUGCUUCCUACCCUGGAAUGAUUACAGAGCGCAUGGUGUGUGCUGGAUACCCGGAGGGAGGCAAGGAUGCCUGUCAGGGCGACUCCGGCGGCCCUCUGGUGUGUAACGGGGAGCUGCAGGGAAUCGUGUCUUGGGGUCAGGGCUGUGCUCAGCCUAACUACCCAGGGGUCUACACCAAAGUCUGUUCUCUGCUGCCCUGGAUCAAUGAGACUCUUUCUAGAUACAGCUAGGCUCUGAUCAGCCAUCGCAGAAGCUACACGAGGGACGGGGAAACAAAGCAGAGAGUGAAACCGAAGGAGACAGAGACAGCAGGUGGUUGUGGGUAACGUCAGAAAUAAAAAUGAGCAGGCAAGCAGCAAAGAAAGAUGAUGGUGUAGGAAAAGGAAAAGAAAAGAUGUGUGAGGGAAUGAUCAAUAAAACGUUUUUCAUGCA